Aureobasidium namibiae CBS 147.97 is the source of this 1515-nucleotide messenger RNA. Its product is annotated as putative cytochrome P450. Bases 1 to 1515 code for a protein of 504 amino acids. The record is from RefSeq and is a predicted model, not a curated record. Gene Ontology annotation, molecular function: monooxygenase activity; iron ion binding; heme binding. The transcript has 9 exons. Lineage: Eukaryota; Fungi; Ascomycota; Dothideomycetes; Dothideales; Saccotheciaceae.
AUGGACGCUUCCCAGAGCUUGAUAGCCCGUCUGUCUGAUGUCAAAUGGUGGUCUGAAUGUUUCGCGAAAGGAUUGGACAUAAUAUCCAUCCUCAGCGUUGGCUUCCUCUUGGCGUCUCUCUACAUAUCGUGUCACAUGGUAUACAAUCUUUACUUCCAUCCUUUGGCAUCAUUCCCUGGACCAUUUUGGGCCAGGUCUUCACUGUUGUGGCGAAUUUAUCAUUCUUCGGGUGGUCGCUUCCAUCGUCGCAUCUACGAGCAACACAAGAUACAUGGCUCUGUCUUCCGCGUGUCCCCAAAUGAGUUGUCUUUUGCUGGUGUAAAUUCAUGGAAGGCCAUCUAUGGCCAUCCUGCCGCGGGCCAAGCCACUAUGAUCAAGGCUGAAUUCUACGACAUCUACGGCUCUGGCUUCAAGUCCCUGUGCAUUGGUAGCGAGAGGAAGCCUGAGAAGCACAGUCGGAUGCGAAAGUCUCUUUCCGCCGCGUUUUCUACGAAAGCGUUGAUCGAGCAGGAACAGAUCAUCAAUGGCUGCGUGGAUGCUUUUGUCGACAGACUUGGUGAUGGGACCUCUGACAAUGGCAUCAACAUGACCAAGUGGUUCGAAAUGGUUGCUUUCGAUAUACUUGGAGAAAUGGCAUUUGGCGAAAGCUUUGGAUGUAUUGAUUCUGGUAAGCCACACUUCUGGUCGGAACUCAUUGAGGAGCAUCUGUUCUUCAUCACGGUCGUUGACAAUCUUCGACGCUAUCCAUUCUUUGUUACAUUGGGACGUUGGAUCUUACCUCUCACUGCUUCUCUUCGCGAUAAGCACACUGGACUGAGCAGAGAAAAAGUGGCAAAGCGGCUGUCAAUAUCCGAGCCCCGCAAGGAUUUCAUGUCUCACCUCAUCAAGAAAGUUCAAAAUGGUGAGAUGGACCGAGAGGAACUGACUGCGCACGCAUCGACUCUAGUGAUUGCUGGUGGAGAGACUGUGUCCACAUUUCUAGCUGCAUCUACCUUCUAUCUGCUGAAGAAUCCCCAGCACUUGCGCCGUCUGCAAACCGAGAUCCGUGGGAAAUUCCGCUCAUACGGGGAUAUAGAUGCGACUCGAGCUCAGCAAAUGCCUUUCCUCCAAGCCGUCAUCUCGGAGGGCCUUCGCAUAUAUCCUCCAGGAUCUCGUGGCUUCCCACGAGUUUCGACGGGCGGCACAAUUGAUGGUCACUACGUUCCUCCAGGAGUCGAUGUCUACACUAGUGCAUGGACAGUCACGCAUGACGAAGCGUACUUCAAGAACCCCUUUACGUUUGAUCCCGAGAGGUGGCUUGAUCCGAUGAGUGAAGAAGUCAAGGAAGCGAGUCAACCAUUUUCACUGGGUACCAGAGGAUGUUUGGGAAGAAACUUGAUACUUGCAAAAAUGCAUUGGAGAUAUGAUAUUGCGCUUGUGAAUGAGACAUUACAGUGGGAAGAACAGAGUAGGGAGCAUGUCAUGUGGACAAAGCCAGAGCUAUUCGUUCGCUUCCAGGAACAUAUGUCUAGGUGA